GAAAAAAAAUAAGACUACAGAAACAAAUUGGACUAUGUGCCACCACCAGAAUUAACAGCAAAUAGCUCAUUCACACUUGGAAGCCACCUAUAUAUACACAUAUACCUACAGAAACCGGAUUACUACUGAGUACAGGCAUAUAAAAAUCUGGGGUUUAUCAGAAAUCUUGAAGUAGAAGUGGGAUUUAAUUUGAAGAGAAAAAUGUUGGAAGGAAAAGCUUUGAUAGAAGAUACUGAUAUGCCAUUGAAGAUGCAGAUUCAAGCUAUGGCUUCUGCUUCUCAAGCUCUGGAUCUCUAUGAUGUUAUGGACUGCAAAUCCAUUGCUGCCCACAUCAAGAAAGAGUUUGAUAAGAGAUAUGGGAAUGGAUGGCAAUGCGUGGUUGGAUCAAACUUUGGAUGUUUUUUCACACAUACUAAAGGGACUUUCAUAUAUUUCACGUUGGAGACACUAAACUUUCUCAUCUUCAAAGGUGCUACUUCUCCUUGAUGUAUUAUAAUUGCACGUCUAUGGAUUGGACAGUACUGAAUGGUAAAAUGAAUAAUUGUCUAUUAUACUGUCCAGUCUUGUUUAAUAGAGACGUGAUUAACCAUCUUAAAUGGUUUGAAGAGGUUGAAGGGAGUGCAAUGAAAUGAUUUAGAGGAAGUUUUUCUAAUGCCUUUUCUGUAAUGGGGUUGUAUAAAUACUAUAUACUGCAUAUGUUUA
Molecule: messenger RNA, 702 nt
Organism: Olea europaea var. sylvestris
Lineage: Eukaryota; Viridiplantae; Streptophyta; Magnoliopsida; Lamiales; Oleaceae
Product: dynein light chain 1, cytoplasmic-like
Exons: 2
Coding region: 202-486 (94 amino acids)
Biological process (GO): microtubule-based process
Cellular component (GO): dynein complex
Molecular function (GO): dynein light intermediate chain binding; dynein intermediate chain binding
Source: RefSeq, a predicted model, not a curated record